AUGGAAAAAGAAAAAACGAGGGAAGAUGAAGUAAUUGAAGCAAAUAAAAAAGCAAACGAAGAAAUUGAAACUGAAGCAAUUGAUGAAAAUGCUAGUACUAGUGAUGUACAAGAAACUUCAUCACCAACACCAAAGAACAUAGGUAAUAAAGAAUCAAUUAAAGAUGAUCCUGUAAAUAACAAAUCAUCAUCAUCAACAACAACAAAUAUUUCCAACAAUUUAAACAUUUCGAAAGAACCAAAGGUAGAAACUAAAGGAAUGAAAAUUAAAAAUCCUUUUGUACAUAUUAAACCUAAAGUUGCUUAUCUUGUAUAUUGGGAAAAUCCUAUACAUUCUGGCACAGCCUUAGCAAUUGGAUUAUCAAUUCUCAUUUUUACAUCAUGUUAUUCUUUGUUCGAUACAUUUUGUUUUCUUUUUGUCUCUUUGGUAGGAUUGAAUACGAUUUAUGUGGCUGGAAAAAAACAAUUAAACGCAAUACUUAAUCAAGAACCCAUUAAUCCAUAUAAUGCACAGGUGAAUAAAUAUAUUGAUGAAGUAAUUUGUGGAAUUAACUUCAUUUCGGUGGAAACUCAAAAGAUUGUUUUAGUGGAUGAUGCGUUGAGAUCAGCCAAGUUUGCAUCUCUGGUCUAUUUCGUAUGGCGGCUUUCUUCUUGGUUUAGUUUACAUACGAUUUUAGGAAUUGCACUUGUUCUUGGGUUUGCAAUACCUAAACUUUACUUACAAAACAAAGCUUUAGUUGAUGAAAAAUUAGAUCAAGCAAACAAAUUAACUUCUGUCUAUUAUGAACGAACUUAUACUAUUUCUCAAAAGAAAGUAACACCACCAUCAGUAACAAAUACAACACAAAAAAUAAGUCUUUGUAAUCCUUUAACUUAUGAAGAUGAUGACAAAACUCCACAGGGAGAUAGAUGUGCAAAUGGGACGUAUAUUUGUCAGAUUAUAACUAAUAUCAAAGAUAAAGAUGAAAGAAUUAUAGAAGUUCAAUCUAUUGCAGGAGAAUUUGAAGAAAGGAAACUAGAUCCAAAAUAUUAUUUAGAACCAUCACAAAACAAAGAAGAUCUACAUGGUUUAUUGAAAAUAACUUUACAUGGUGGAAUUGUACAAGAAGAGCAACAACAAGCUAAUAUUACAUUUGUUUGUGAUAAAGAAAAUAAAGAAGUGGAAAACCCGAUUACCUUUAAAGGUUAUAAAGAUAAUGUAUUAUCUUUAGAAUGGACAACACAUUCAGCAUGCGGGUAA
Molecule: messenger RNA, 1239 nt
Organism: Entrophospora candida
Lineage: Eukaryota; Fungi; Glomeromycota; Glomeromycetes; Entrophosporales; Entrophosporaceae
Source: the annotation of a GenBank genome assembly